GUUCGCUUUUUUCCUGAUAAAUCUAAUUCAAAUAAUUUAGUCAAGACACGAAGCACAUUAAUUUUACCUUCUCAUAGAUUAAAUCCGAAUUAAUAAAUUAGGAAGCAUCAAUGAAAAAACCUUUAUUGUCUCGUUGUGGUAGUAUGGGUAUGCGAACUUAAUCGCCAUACUCUGAUACCUUAACAAAAUUAUAAGAAAUAGAAAAUGAUAUUCAAUAUACUGAAGUAGAGACUAUUAGUAUAGAUAAAUAAUAGAAAUGGAGAAAAGCUUUAGUUGAUCAAUGUGAAUUAAUGGAAGAGUAAUUAGGAAAGAAGGAGAGGGAUUUUCAUAAAUAUGCAUCUAAUAAGUACCUCAUACUGAAAUGA
Paramecium sonneborni is the source of this 365-nucleotide messenger RNA. Lineage: Eukaryota; Ciliophora; Oligohymenophorea; Peniculida; Parameciidae. The record is from the annotation of a GenBank genome assembly.